This is a messenger RNA of Odocoileus virginianus texanus, 1602 nucleotides long. The record is from RefSeq and is a predicted model, not a curated record. Lineage: Eukaryota; Metazoa; Chordata; Mammalia; Artiodactyla; Cervidae.
AUGGCAGCUCUCAUCGAUCCAGGAGUGACCAGUCACAACCCCCAUCGACCUGCUAAGAUCACCUGGAAACUCAGCGAUGGGCAGACUCAUGAGCAACUCAACAAGACCUCAGGAAUCCACCCUCCGAAUACCUGGUGGCCGGACUUGUACUUUGAUCUCAGGAGACUCUUUGGUGCUGGGGCAGGGUGGGAUUCUAACGGGCGGCAUAACUACCAGGUGACCUCCCGACGGAAACGGACACUUAUUAAUACAGCCCAAGGGUUGUCAACAGAUGGGUUCUGGGCUUUCCCAGGCAACAUAAGAAAUAACUGGAAAACCUGUGGGGGCAUGGAAAGCUAUUAUUGCUGGAGCUGGAGUUGUGUGACCUCUUGUGAUGGGCCCCAAAAACGGGAUCCUCGGAGGCAACCUGAUGGAAAUCCCUGGCCCUCUGACUGUACCACUAGCUCAGCAAUUCACAACCCCCUAUGGGCCUUAGCGAAUGCUGCUUUUACAGUCUUAAACCAUACCAACCCUAAUGCGACCCAAUCCUGCUGGCUUUGUUAUAAUCUUCACCCCCCCUUCUAUGAGGCCAUAGGCCUCAAUGUCUCUUACAAUUUGUCUUUAGAUCGGAACCCACCCCAAUGCCGAUGGGAAGAAUGCAAGGUAGGCCUCACAGUGAAUGAGGUUUGGGGACAGGGACUCUGUUUGGGCACAGUGCCACGUGAUAAAAUUUCCCUCUGUGCCCGGACUAUUAGUAACCUACGCUUACACGACAAAAAUUGGAUUGUGCCAGAGGUUGGGGGUUGGUGGAUUUGUUCACAUACUGGGCUAACCCCAUGUUUAAAUGUGAAGGCUUUUAACCAGAGUCAAGAAUUCUGUGUCUUGGUUGCUGUGAUGCCAAAAAUCUUAUACUACUCUGAAGAGGUUAUGUACUCACAUUGGAACCAGGAAAUGCUAAGACAGAAGAGAGAGCCAAUCAGUGCGAUCACCAUGGCAACCUUGUUCAAUCUUAGGCUGGCAGGAGCAGGGACAGGAAUAGCUUCACUAUCUCUGCAAGACCAAGGAUUUUCCUCCCUACGAGCCGCUAUAGAUGAAGAUAUAACUCACAAAGAAGAAUCAAUCAGUCACUUGGAGAAGUCUCUAACUUCCUUGUCUGAGGUAGUCUUGCAGAAUAGGAGAUGAUUAGACUUGAUUUUUCCCCAACAGGGUGGGGUCUGCGAGGCCCUGGGAGAAAAAUGUUGUUUCUGUGCAGACCAUACAGGAGUAGUAAGAGAAUCUAUGGCAAAAGUGAGAGAGGGACUGGCGCAACGAAAGAGAGAACGGGAAGCCCAGCAGGGAUGGGUUGAGUCUUGGUUUCAACGCUCCCCCUGGCUGACCACCUUAGUUUCCACCCUCCUGGUUUCACUUGUAAUACUGUUAUUGACACUAACGUUUGGCCCUUGCAUUUUAAACCAGCUAAUGUCUUUUGUUAAAGAACGUCUGAAUACCAUUCAGAUUAUGGUAUUGAGACAACAAUAUCAGAUGGUAGCCCAGGAUGAAGAGAAAGACUCCUCUACAGAAACAACUAGACGGGGGGAAUGUAAGGCUGCCAGGGCUAACGCCAUGAGAGGCAGCCUAGAUUAG